UUAUUUGAUUAUACGUUUCCGCUUUGCUUCGUGCCGCGUGUGGUCUCGGCGAUAGCAAUUCCGAUUCCUCGAGGCAAGGCUGCCCUUUUCCCGCACCCCAACCGCACGUUGCUGUUUCCUCCAUCCUCUCUUGGCAGAUAAUAAAGAGGGAUUAGAGAUUGGAUCGAUCGAUCGGUAUCGAAUGGGUGAGUCGGGUAUGGAUAGGCUUCCCGAGGGCUGCGUCGCCCACGCCAUCGCCCUCACCUCCCCCCGCGACGUCUGCCGCUUCUCCGCCGUCUCCUCCGCCUUCCGCUCCGCCGCCGCCUACGACACCGUCUGGGACCGCUUCCUCCCCUCCGAUUACCGCUCCAUCCUCUCCCGCGCCGUCCGCCCCGUGGUAUGCUCCUCCAAGCGCGACCUCUUCUUCCGCCUCUGCGAUUCCCUCCUCAUCGACGCCGGCAAGAUGAGCUUCUGGUUGGAGAGGUCGAGUGGGGCCAAGUGCUACAUGCUCUCCGCCCGAUCGCUGUCCAUUACGUGGGGAGACACGCCCCAGUACUGGAGGUGGGUUCCUCUGUCCGACUGCAGGUUCUCGGAGGCCGCCGAACUGGUAAACGUGUGCUGGCUGGAGAUCCGUGGCAAGAUCCAAAGUCGCAUGCUUUCUGGGCGGAGGACGUACGCUGCCUAUCUCAUCUUCAGACUAGCGGACUGGUCGCGUGGUCUCGGCCACCCACCCCAAGAAGCAUCCGUCACGAUGGGGGUGCAGCAUUCAUCCACCCACGUGGUCCGUCUUCAGCCAAAUGAUUCGCCAUCUCGUGUACGCGCUCGGAGGAACAGGAUCCGGUUCGGGCCUUUAUUGAGGUGGGGCGCGAUGAUGCUGGAGAUUGCAGCGGACCAGGAAGCGGCGGCGGAGGUUGGGGACGCAAGGGACGACGGGUGGAUGGAGGCGGAACUGGGGGAGUUCUACAUCGAUGAGGGAGAGGACGGGGAGGUGGAGAUGAGUUUGAUGGAAGUGAGGGGAGGGCACUGGAAGAAGGGUCUCAUCAUCCAGGGAAUCGAGAUCAGGCCCAAGGCCUAGCCGCACAGGCGCCCCCCAAGGGCAUGUGAUUCGGGCAUUCCUCGAAUCGCACCAAUACUACGCGAUAGAUAUCUCCCUGUUGCUUCUUUUCCUUUUGGUGAUCGAGUGAUACGGAGAGAGAGUGUGUGUGUUUUGUUUUGUUUGGCAAAUGCAAGUGCAUCUCUUUCUUGUACGCUGUUUCUAGCAGCUUGUACGUACGUUGUGGAAGCUUCUGGUGUUCUCUUAAAAGACGAGAGAUGAAAUUAGCGAUAGGAAAUUACUGGUGUUGGAGAAUCAUCAGUGAAUCAAGCAAUAAAUGAUUUGAGAAUAGCGAUUACAGUA
Messenger RNA from Musa acuminata AAA Group (dessert banana), 1375 nucleotides. Its product is annotated as putative F-box protein PP2-B12. The transcript has 4 exons. Lineage: Eukaryota; Viridiplantae; Streptophyta; Magnoliopsida; Zingiberales; Musaceae. Bases 182 to 1054 code for a protein of 290 amino acids. The record is from RefSeq and is a predicted model, not a curated record. Gene Ontology annotation, molecular function: protein binding.